Molecule: messenger RNA, 2781 nt
Organism: Zonotrichia leucophrys gambelii
Lineage: Eukaryota; Metazoa; Chordata; Aves; Passeriformes; Passerellidae
Gene: CNKSR3
Product: CNKSR family member 3
Exons: 13
Coding region: 92-1759 (555 amino acids)
Biological process (GO): regulation of signal transduction
Cellular component (GO): cytoplasm; membrane
Molecular function (GO): protein binding
Source: RefSeq, a predicted model, not a curated record
CUGCCGGGAUGGGAGCGUGAGAGGGGGCGAGUCCGCGGCCGGAGGAGCUGCGGUCUGAGCGGGGGCUGGUGCCGGCGGGCUCGGACCCGCCAUGGAGCCGGUGACCAAGUGGAGCCCGAAGCAAGUGGUGGACUGGACUAAGGGCCUGGAUGAUUGCCUGCAGCAGUAUGUCCAUAAAUUUGAACGGGAGAAGAUAAAUGGUGAGCAGCUGUUACAGAUUUCUCACCAGGACCUUGAAGACUUGGGUAUCUCACGGAUUGGACACCAGGAGCUGGUUCUAGAGGCUGUGGAUCUCCUGUGUGCACUGAACUAUGGCCUUGAAACAGACAACAUGAAGAACCUGGUUCUCAAGCUGCGAGGGUCAUCCAACAAUCUGCAGAACUACAUCAGCAGCCGUAGGAAAAGUUCCAGUUAUGAUGGAAAUACCUCUCGCAAGCCCCCCAAUGAAUUCCUUACUUCUGUUGUGGAGCUUAUUGGUGCUGCUAAAGCCUUGCUUGCAUGGUUGGACAGGACCCCAUUUACAGGUAUUGCUGACUUUUCAUCAAUGAAGAACAGAAUCAUUCAGCUCUGCUUGGACCUCACUACUACUGUUCAAAAGGAUUGCACUGUGGCUGACAUGGAAGAUAAAGUCCAGACUGUGGCCAAGACUUUAAAUGGCAUUUGUGACAAAGCCAUCCGAUCAACCACAGACCCACUGAUGAGCCAGUGUGCCUGUCUGGAGGAGGUCCAUUUAACCAACAUUAAACCUGGGGAAGGCCUGGGAAUGUACAUCAAAUCAACUUAUGAUGGAUUGCAUGUAAUUACUGGAACAACAGAAAAUUCCCCUGCUGAUCGCUCCCAGAAGAUUCAUGCUGGUGAUGAAGUGAUCCAGGUUAAUAGGCAAACUGUGGUUGGAUGGCAACUAAAAAAUCUGGUGGCAAAGUUGCGAGAGAAUCCUGCUGGAGUUAGGCUGCUGCUUAAGAAGCGUCCUACUGGCUCUUUUCAUUUCACUCCUGCUCCUCUGAAGAACCUGCGCUGGAAACCACCCUUGGUGCAGACCAGUCCCUCACCAGCUUCAACUCAGUCGCCAGAAAGCACUGUGGAUACCUCACUGAAGAAGGAGAAGCCAGCCAUUUUGGAUCUGUACAUACCCCCUCCACCAGCUGUUCCGUAUUCUCCUCGAGAUGAAAAGGGGAGCUUUGUGUAUGGAGGAGGCAGCAAACGCAGUCAGCCCCUGCCUGGGUCCAAGGGCGCCGAGUCUCCCAAUUCCUUUCUGGAUCAGGAGAGCCGGAGGCGGAGGUUCACUAUUGCUGAUUCUGAUCAGCUGCCUGGGUAUCCCAUGGAAGUAAAUGUCCUGCCAGCCAAAAUGAGAGAAAAAACACAGUCUUACGGAAAACCUCGUCCUUUGUCAAUGCCUGCUGAUGGAAGCUGGAUAGGAGCUGCAGAGCCCUUCUCUAGGCCACGAGGAUCAGGGAGAAAAGGUGAAGAUGUCCUCUGCAGGUACUUCAGCAAUGAAAGGAUACCCCCCAUCAUUGAGGAAAGCCCCUGCAUGCAGCACCCGCUCUCCAGGCCGGUGUCUGACAAGCAGUUAGUGAGGGGAACGGAUUAUAUUCGGGGCAGCAGGUGCUUUAUGAACACAGACCUCCACAACAGUGCAACAAUUCCUUUCCAAGAGGAAGGUGCUAAAAAAUCAUCGGUCACAUCAUCCACGAAAUCCUCCUCGGCAGAGCCCUCGCUGCUGGUCAAUUGGUUCACCAGACUGAAGCUGUUGACUCACUGACUUGUCCCCAGCGCUGUCACCAAGUGCCUUUGCUCGUCGGUCACACUUCCCUACUCUGCAGCUUAACUGACACACACUGACUAAUGCGGUAUUCUGUUCCUGGAGAAUCUCACACUUUAGCCUUUUUGCUUGUCAUUUUUCAUGGAUCAGAGGGUUUCAUAGUGCAAGGAGGGAAGAAAGACCAAGUUCCUCUUCCUAGCCAAAACUGAAGGCGUUUAUUCCCAUGGAAAUGAGUAAAAUUUCAGUGAGGUAGAGGCCACAAGUGACCUGGGAAAUGUGUAAUGGCUCAGAGGAAAACAUUGCAUUACUGUGAAGUCCAGUGGCACUUUAGUUGUCUGAAUGCUCAGAGGCUGGUGCAACUGGCAGGGUGUCAGAGUAUGAAGAGCUCACAGAAGCUGUCACUCUCCUGACUGGGAAAAUAAGCAGGGAAACAGCAGUUUCAUGCAACUUGGUGAUGCUGUUUCAAGUACUGCAUGAGAUCAACCUUGCAAGGAAGAAUUAGUGGUGUUACCACUCUUUCUCUGAUAUCCAGAGUUCCUAUGAAGUCUUCGGAAGAGAGUUCUCUUAUUCAGAGAUUUUAGGAAGUUGGACUAAUUUAAUUAUAAAUCAAUCCAACCUUUUAUAUAUAUAUAUAAUCUAUUUUAUUUGAAAUCACAGUACAAAUAAGGAGCACUGAACAACUGCAGUGCUCAUCUGUAAAGGUAUAUGGAUUGCUACAACAAGCCAAGGAAAUGCAUCUGUAGAGGUGGUGAAAGAAUAUAUAUUUUUUUCCUUAAUUGUUUAAGAAUGACUUGCUGUUAACCAAAGUAACCUUGAAAGACAGUCCUGUUGGACUUACGAGAACUUUUACAGUGGUUCAGUUUUUGAAUGAUAUGUUGUUUUUAUGAAAAAUAUGUGCUAUCAUACACUACAAUUGUAAGACAUCUUGCUAUUUUCUAUAUAGCUCUAAUUUUUACCCCUCCAGAAUUUUAAAGUAGCCUUGGGUAUUUUGGGAGGAAAAUAAAACUUGUUUAACAAAAGAG